Messenger RNA from Suillus clintonianus, 899 nucleotides. RefSeq names its product acyl-CoA N-acyltransferase. Gene Ontology annotation, cellular component: NatC complex. The transcript is spliced from 5 exons. Bases 89 to 664 code for a protein of 191 amino acids. Gene Ontology annotation, biological process: N-terminal peptidyl-methionine acetylation. Gene Ontology annotation, molecular function: protein-N-terminal amino-acid acetyltransferase activity. Lineage: Eukaryota; Fungi; Basidiomycota; Agaricomycetes; Boletales; Suillaceae. The record is from RefSeq and is a predicted model, not a curated record.
CGCGCCAUGGACCUUGCAAUGUCGGUCGCGUGCUCGCCUUGAGGAUGAGUCGUGUUUCCGCUCUUGCUCCUGACCAUUAUCUGAGACAAUGACUGAAAUAUUGUACAGACAGUAUGUAGGCGAAUCUGAUUUACCACACAUUAUGGCGCUCGUGCAGAGUGAGCUCAGUGAGCCGUAUGUGAUAUAUACAUAUCGUUAUUUCCUACAUCAAUGGCCACAACUUUCUUUUCUCGCAAUACCUGCGGGAUCAUCGGACCCGAUAGGUGUCAUCGUUUGCAAGCAGAGUAUGCACAAACAUGCAUCCAAUAGAGGUUAUAUCGCUAUGCUCAGCGUUAGCAAGAGCUGGCGCAAACGUGGUGUAGCAAGCACGUUGGUCAGACGAUCAGUGGAGGUCAUGAGACGACACGGAGUUGACGAGGUCGUUCUUGAAACUGAAUAUGAUAAUGCACCGGCUCUUUCCCUCUAUGAGUCCCUGGGAUUCAUCCGCGAGAAACGGCUGUAUCGAUUCUACCUCAAUGGAAAGGAUGCUUUUCGUUUGGUUCUCUCUAUCCCUCCAUCAGAAUUGGAUCGAAACCUUCCACACUAUAUGAAGCGUUCCCCAACCAACACCAUUCUCUCCUAUCCAGUUGCUCCGGACGACGACGACGAGGUCUCAUAUCGUUGAUUUCAGUCACACGACCAAUAUCAUGACCUUACAUUCUAAUCUGACUUUCUAUAGUCAUAAUGGCCCCUAGCUGUACAGCAACACCGUCUCAGUUGUAUAACCCCGCUCAACCUAGGUUCAACCAUUCAUCGCCUGUUUCUCAUCGUGUCAAGGCACUAGUAUACCCCACAUACAUGUGUAGUGAUAUUUGUAGUAAUAUUUUGAUGCAGCCCGUGAUUCACAGGAUCGAGACCCU